Molecule: messenger RNA, 1032 nt
Organism: Marchantia polymorpha subsp. ruderalis
Lineage: Eukaryota; Viridiplantae; Streptophyta; Marchantiopsida; Marchantiales; Marchantiaceae
Source: the annotation of a GenBank genome assembly
AGCACUGAAUUGUGGAAGCGGCUCAUUCGCAUUCUUCCCUUCUAAGAGAUUCUGCUAAGUUAUCGUAGGCCGCCUGCUUGCACCCCAUACAGCAGAGCCAUUCGGGGCAAAUUUGGUGGUCGUAUAGAGGUUCUGGUUCAUACACUGAGUUGGAAGCUUGCUUCUUCGCGUUCUACUCUUCCCAAUGGCGAGAGCAUACGUUCUAGUGAUAUGUGUGGUCCUUCUGAAACUGGCGAUGGUGUCCUAUGCUGCAGCGGCCGAUAGCAAGACCUUCACCAUCAUGAACUAUUUACCGAAGGAUGACUUCAUCAUCAUCCGCUGCGAUUGCCUGGACUCCAAUGACAUUGUCACCGUGCUCAGCGACACCAUCGGUGAGUGUGAAGACAAGGAGUUCCAAGCUAGCACCUGCCCCAACGGUGCGUCGGCCAAGGGCUUCUUCUGCAAGUUCUUGUACUACAGACGAUCGGGCGUGACUAUCAAACAGCAAUACACAAAUAUCAAGGUUUGGGCAAGCACAGGGCCUGCCAACACUUACUUCAAGCUCGAUACGAAUGGUGUCUAUGGAUCGACCCAGUCUGAGAAUGUCGGAGCCGCCGCGAACAUUCUUAGUGGCUGGGCCGACAAAUCGUGGGUCGUCAAGGAUAAUUCUCUUGGAAAUGGGCAGUCUUUCUGAAAAACUCAGACAGUGCUUCCAAUCCCCAGGGAAGAAGCUGCUAGGAAUAGUCCAGUGUGGCUAAGUAUUUUUAUCUGAUACGCCUUCAUCCAGCAUCUAUAAGAGAUUCAUGUCUGGCGAUGGCAACACAGCUCGCAGUCGAAAGACUGCGAGCUGUGUUGCCGUCGCCUGGUUUCGACUGGUCUUCACUAAACGCAUGAAUCUGGACAUUAGCUCAGACUGCAUCGAUGCUUAUGUGAAUGUUUUUUCUUUUGACGAAAAUGCGCCAUCAUGAUUCAUCAUGAUGCUUCAGGCGAUAUUUAAAGUAGGCCAGUGCUCUAUGUCAGAUGAUCUAAUUUAUAUAUUCGUAUUAUUUAACC